This is a messenger RNA of Onychostoma macrolepis, 655 nucleotides long. Its product is annotated as membrane-spanning 4-domains subfamily A member 12-like. The coding region runs from base 109 to 642 and encodes 177 amino acids. NCBI's taxonomy places the organism in Eukaryota, Metazoa, Chordata, Actinopteri, Cypriniformes, Cyprinidae. The transcript has 6 exons. Gene Ontology annotation, cellular component: membrane. The record is from RefSeq and is a predicted model, not a curated record.
AGACAACACACCAACACAACUCAUUUCAGGUAAAAUGUUUCACCAUCAUCUUUUGACUGUUUUGAUCUUCACACCAGUGAUUGUUUUGGUGUGAAAACUUUGACUAGAAUGGAAAGCAGCAAGGUCAUCUCAACUGACAAAGCUACAGUUAUCAUCCAAAUCAAUCCACGGGUGGCACAAGAUGCUGUUAUUUCUGAGGAUGGACAGAAGACCGGAGGAGCAUAUCACAAUACAGCUCUUGCAGAAUUUGUCAGAGCACAACCAAAGGCACUUGGGACUGUCCAGAUAAUGACUGGAGUGAUGAUUUUUCUGUUUGGUAUCGUUCACACCCGCUAUAGAUAUGAUGACGUUAUUUCUGUUAUUACUGGCAUAACCUACUGGGGAUCCCUUAUUUACAUCAGUGCUGGCUCUCUGUCUGUUUCUGCGCAGAAUAAACUUCAUCCGUGUGUGGUGAAAGCCGCUCUUAUAAUGAAUGUGAUCAGUGCCAUAACUGCAGCGGCCGCCAUUGUUCUGAUGAGCAUAGAAAUGGGAUUCCUUACAGGAUACAAUAGAAGCGGUUUCAUAAAUUACAACAGUUAUGACACCACGUGUUCAUUGAUGGAUUUGCCUGCAAAGCCGCCAGCAACAACUCUACAGUGGUGAAUGUGGCACUGAA